This is a messenger RNA of Lactuca virosa, 600 nucleotides long. The record is from the annotation of a GenBank genome assembly. NCBI's taxonomy places the organism in Eukaryota, Viridiplantae, Streptophyta, Magnoliopsida, Asterales, Asteraceae.
AUGCAGGUGCUCCAUUAUGAGUCACAGAAGAAUCUUUUUGAUUGCGAAAAGGAUGUGUUGCAGCUUGGUGUUGUUGUUACGGAAAAGAAGAUGUCGGAGGAUAAUGUGAUGGGUCUUGAACGUAAUAAGUUGUCUUUGGGUGCUGCUAUUAUCCAGUUGAAGCAAGAAAAUGAAGGUUUGAGCAUUCAGUUGGAAAUCCUUGAGAGGGAUUUGGCGGAAAAUGAUCGAGUGGUGGAAGAGAAGUCUGCGUUGUUGGGGGGUUUCGAUCGUGAUAUUCAGUGGGUGAUGAAGGAUGGGUUGGUUGGGAUUGUUGAUCAUGUCUUGGAAAGUCUGGAGUUUGGUUACGGUGUGAAUAGGUUUUGUGAAGCAUGUGUAGCUAUCGGUAAGGCAUUGGGAAUGAAAGAGGCAAAAAAGUUGGUUGGUGGUGGUUUCGGGCUGGCAGUCGUGACGGAUGAUGGUGUGGACCAUGAAAUGGUUGUGGAAGAGGCCUUGGAUGCUUUCGCCUCACUUGACUACAUGUUUGUCUUGGGCUUGGAGGGACUGAAUGUGGGGAAGCUGAAGUGGAUUGUGCAGUCCCGUGGUGGAGCUAGUUCUUCUUGA